AUGGAUUCAAACCAGUUCAGAGAAGCAGCCGUUGCUUCCAUCGACGAGAGCGAGCGCCAUGUCGUAUCUAAGGUCGAGCCGGGAUACCUUCGAAAGCUGCUCCCAGAUGCAGCGCCCGAAGAUGGCGAGGCAUGGGCUGACAUUCAGAAAGACAUUGAGGUCAAGAUCGUGCCUGGUCUCACUCACUGGCAGUCACCCAAUUUCCUAGCUUGGUUCCCCUGCUCGUCGAGCUUCCCGGGCAUGCUGGGCGAGAUGUGGUCCGCUGCCUUCAACGGCGCGGGAUUCAACUGGAUUUGCUCUCCGGCCGUCACCGAGCUGGAGACUAUCGUUCUCGACUGGCUAGCCAGGGCUUUCGCCCUACCUGAGUGCUACCUAUCCAACGGUUCCACACACGGCGGUGGCGUCAUCCACGGCACCGCCUCCGAAGCCAUCGCCACGGUCAUGGUCGCCGCGAGGGAUAAAUAUCUCCGCGAAGCUACCUCCCACUUAGCCCCUGGCUCGGAGGAGCUCGAAGAUGCCAUCGCGCUGAAACGCAGCAAGCUCGUCGCCCUCGGCAGCACCGCUACCCACAGCGCCACUCAGAAGGCUGCCAUGAUCGCUGGCGUGCGCUUCCGCGCCGUACCCGUUCGCGCCGAGGACGGGUACAAGCUGACGGGCGAAGGGCUCCGGAAGGCCAUCACCGAGAUCCGCGCCAAGGGGCUAGAGCCCUUUUACCUUACCGUCACUUUAGGCACGACCGACACAUGUUCCAUUGACGACUUCGACUCCAUCACCGCCGUGCUAGCCGAGCUUGCUCCCCCCGGCCCAGGUGAGCUAUGGGUGCACGUCGACGCGGCAUACGCGGGCGUAGCGCUUAUCUGUCCCGAGUACCAGCACCUGUCCCAAAACCUCGACAAGUUCCACAGCUUCAACACCAAUAUGCACAAGUGGAUGCUCACCAACUUCGACUGCAGCGUGUUGUGGGUGCGCUGCCGCCGCUGGCUCAUCGAGGCCCUCGGCGUAUCGCUCGCUAUUCUGCGUAACGACUACACUGAUUCUGGACUCGUCACCGAUUACCGCGACUGGCAGAUUCCCUUUGGGCGCCGGUUCAGGAGUCUGAAGAUCUGGUUUGUGGUUCGGACUUACGGCAUCAAGGGGUUGCAGGCUCAUAUUCGGAAGCACAUCGGGUUUGGGGAGAUGUUUGCUGGGCUCGUGAAAACGAGGCAGGAUUUGUUUGAGAUUGUUACGGGUCCUAGGUUUGCGCUGACGGUCUUCAAACUUCAGGGAAAGGAGAUCGAGGGUGCCACCCUUGAGGACCAGAAUGCCGUCACCAAGACAUUGCACGAUGUUGUGAAUGCUGAGGGGAAGAUCUUCCUCUCGAGUACGGUGGUCGGUGGGGUGUUUGCUAUUCGGCAUUGUCCCAGUACGCCAUUUGUGGAGGCGGAGCAUGUGAAGCAUCAUUUUCAGGUGUUGGUUGAGGCAGCUGAAAAAGUGCUGAGUCGAACAAAUAAUACAAAGAUAUAA
Molecule: messenger RNA, 1503 nt
Organism: Pseudomassariella vexata
Lineage: Eukaryota; Fungi; Ascomycota; Sordariomycetes; Amphisphaeriales; Pseudomassariaceae
Product: pyridoxal-dependent decarboxylase conserved domain-containing protein
Exons: 3
Coding region: 1-1503 (500 amino acids)
Biological process (GO): amino acid metabolic process
Molecular function (GO): carboxy-lyase activity; pyridoxal phosphate binding
Source: RefSeq, a predicted model, not a curated record